Molecule: messenger RNA, 1757 nt
Organism: Eutrema salsugineum
Lineage: Eukaryota; Viridiplantae; Streptophyta; Magnoliopsida; Brassicales; Brassicaceae
Product: J domain-containing protein DDB_G0295729
Exons: 2
Coding region: 200-1468 (422 amino acids)
Source: RefSeq, a predicted model, not a curated record
CGAGAACUCUGAAACGCAACUGGUGGUGAUUCUCGCGUUUCUCUCGUCUUCUCUCCGUCUUUGACACCUAAAGCUCGCAAAUCUGCUUCACAGUUCGUCGAUUUCUCAGCCAGAAAAGUAGCCAUCCUUGAAGCAAAACAUAGCUCAUUCGGCUGUUCAGGAACUUGGGAAAUUUGAAUGAUACAGAUACACGACAGGCAUGGAGUGCAACAGAGACGAGGCAGCAAGGGCAAAAGAAAUUGCAGAGAAGAAGUUCAAAAUGAAAGACAUUGCUGGGGCCAAGAAAUUCGCCUUGAAAGCUCAGAGUCUGUAUCCUGAGUUAGAAGGUAUUUCUCAGAUGUUAGCUACUUUCGAUGUGUAUAUCGCUGCAGAAAACGAGGACGUGAACUGGUACGGGAUACUCAAUGCAAGUCCGCGCGAUGAUAAUGAAACGUUGAAGAGAAAGUACAGAAAGCUUGCUCUAAUGCUACACCCCGAUAAAAAUAGCUCUGUAGGAGCUGAAGGAGCAUUCAGGCAUGUAGCUGAAGCUUGGAAAUUCCUGUCAGAUAACGAGAAGAGAGCAGCUUAUGAUCGUAAGAAGAGUUUGAACACAAUGUAUCAGAAGGUUUCAGUGUCAUCUGCUAAUAGCGGCUUCUGCAAUUUCACCAAGACUAACUUUACUUCGAAUGUGAGGACGACGACCCAGAGACCCAAUCCGCCGACCCAAAAGAACAAUCCGCCGACCCAGAAGAACAAUCAGCAGACCCAAAAGAACAAUCCGCCGACCCAGAAGAACAAUCAGCAGACUCAGAUGAACAAUCCGCAAAAGCCGGCUGGUAAUACACAAAAAACAGGACGGAGUGUUCAUCAUCAGACAACAGCACCAAGCUCAUUUGCUGCAUCUGGAUCAUCUGAGGAAUCAAAGUUGAAUACUUUCUGGACAGUCUGCAGGAGAUGCAUGAUGCAGUACGAGCAUCUUAGAAUCUAUGUGAACUGUAACCUUCUGUGUCCCAAUUGUCUACAGUCGUUUAUAGCAAUGGAAGUCCCUAAACCGGGUAUGUCAAACCGUUGGAGUAGCUCCAGCCGACUAAACCGAAAGCUUGAUCCAAAACCAGCUGCAACCCACGAUACUACUUCAGGGGUAUUUAAUAACUCCAAGUGGACAUUCUCAAGAGCCAACAGUGCAGCCCAUGCUGCAUGUGUGGUUCAAAAGGCUUAUGAGAAAGUGAAGAAAGACCGUGAAGAGGCAAAAGCAAACGCGAGAAGAGGAAAGAAGAAUGCCAAAAGGAAGAGCACUAAUGAUUCGUCUGCUGCUAUUAGUUCUCAUAAAAAUAGGAAAGUUAUAGGAGAAACCGAUAACAAUGGUUGCUCUGGUGGAAGAGGUGUCGCUUACUAUAUGACUGGUGAAACAGGAACAAACUUGGUGAAGUUACAUGAAACCAAAGAGAAAGCAGAUAAGAUUAGCAAGGAGCGUAAAAAGGCGCGUUAGCAAUCUGAAUCAGUGGAGGCAUAAUUGUGAUUGAUUGUGUUUGUUAUAUAUCAUCUGCAGGCUAUAACCAACAGAUUACUAGGAAAUAAUUUGUAAGUUGGUCAUUUGGUAAUCUAUUGGUUUCUAACAUCGUAGAGAGAGAUGAAUCUUUUUGAGUAGAGGACACAAAACUGCCUUCUUAACAUUUUAAGACAGACUCAGUGUUGUGUCAAAGUGGUUGUUGUAGCAAAAAGUUAACUUGGUUUCAUCAUGACUCUAGUAAAUGCUCUGCUUUAGUGCCCUAAUUAAA